UUAGAAGCACCAAAACUUUCUCAUAGUGAAAAGAAAAAAAAAAAGAGAAGCAAUUAAGAUAUCAUGGUGUCCCAAACAAAGCCCAAGAUUCCAAAAAUAGAUUUCACCAAAGAAAACUUGAAACAUGGCACAAGUUCUUGGAUUGAAACAAGCAAUGAAGUCAAGUGUGCCCUAGAAGAGUAUGGAUGCUUUGUGGCAGUGUAUGAUAGGGUUUCAAUGGAGCUUUACAACGAGGUGUUUGGGUCAUUGGGAGAGUUGUUUGAUCUCCCAAAAGAGAUCAAAGUGAAGAACACUUCUCAUAAGCCUUACUUUGGGUAUAUUGGGGAUGAGCCUAUCAUUCCUCUCUAUGAAGGCUUUGGCAUUGAUGAUGCACCCACUCUUGAAGGAGCUCAAAGUUUCACAAAUCUUAUGUGGCCUAAUGGAAAUGACCAUUUCUGUAAAACCAUGCAGUCUUAUUCAGUGUUGGUAUCAGAAUUAGAGAAGAUGGUGAAGAGAAUGGUAUUUGAAAGCUAUGGAGUAGAGAAAUACUAUGAUUCAUUCAUGGAGUCAACCAAUUACCUUCUUAGAAUCAUGAAAUACAGAGGUCCAAAAAUGGAGGACGAGACCAAUGUUGGAGCGGGAGAACAUACAGACAAGACCUUCAUGACAAUACUUCAUCAAAAUCAAGUGAAUGGUCUUGAGUUGAAAACCAAAGAUGGCCAUUGGAUUAGUUUUGAUCCCUCACCUUCAUCUUUUGUGGUUUUGGCUGGGGAUGCUCUUUUGGCUUGGAGCAACAACAGAGUACAUUCUCCAAAACAUAGAGUGAUCAUGAGUGGGAAAGAAGAAAGAUACUCACUUGGACUAUUUGCAUUCCAAAAGGAAAUGAUACAUGUACCUCAAGAACUGGUUGAUGAUCAGCACCCUCUACAAUUUAAGCCAUUUGAUAAUUAUGGAUUACUUGGCUUCUAUUACACUGAGGUGGGAUCGUGGACCGAAUGUUCUGCAAAAGCCUACUGUGGUGUCUGAAAUCAUUUCUGACCUAGUUUUUCUACGAGCACAAAAUUCGAUCAUUAAAUUAGACAUAGUUCAUUGUAUCUAAUUCAUUGAUCAAAUUUUGUGCGUUUAGAUUUUUUUUUUUUUUUAUGAUCAAAAUAAAGUCCUAGUGCAUCUUAUAUGAUUAAGGUUUGUGGUUAUGAGUUAUGUAAUUUGUUAUGUCUUCUGUUUUUGAAUGUCUACAUGGGUCUUUACUCAUUACUCUCUAGCUAAGAAUUAAAAGCCAACAGUUAUUUAUAGUUGUGAAUGUGUUGGCGCAGCCAGAAAUUUAGGGAUUGUUUGGGAUGACCUAAAU
Messenger RNA from Camellia sinensis, 1327 nucleotides. Its product is annotated as putative 2-oxoglutarate-dependent dioxygenase AOP1. NCBI's taxonomy places the organism in Eukaryota, Viridiplantae, Streptophyta, Magnoliopsida, Ericales, Theaceae. The record is from RefSeq and is a predicted model, not a curated record.